Molecule: messenger RNA, 2757 nt
Organism: Paramecium primaurelia
Lineage: Eukaryota; Ciliophora; Oligohymenophorea; Peniculida; Parameciidae
Source: the annotation of a GenBank genome assembly
AUGAUGAAAACAGUACUUCUUAUUAUUUGCUUGGCUUCAAUAAUUCAUAGUUCGAAAGUACCAGAAAACUUAGAAGAAAUUUAAAUGAGAGUCGAUAGAACAGUCAAAUAAAUCGAAUAAUCUGCUGAAGUAAUUAAAAAACGAAUUCUUGAAUAGGAAAUUGAAUCAACCCAAAAGAAUCAAGAAACAGAAGAUAUUAAUAAUUAAGUGAAAGUAAAUGUAGAGUAAAGUGAAAAUCAAUAGGAAAUUAAUAUCCAAUAAGAUAUUGAACAAGAAAAUAUUCAAUCAUAAUAAACUAAUAAUGAUGAUGUUGUAUCUUAAGUUGAAACAAUCAUAACUUCUGAUAAUAAUGAGAAUAUCAAUUAAAAUAAUGAAUCUUAGGAGAGUUAAACUUAAGAUUCUAACAAGGAAGAAUAAUAAGAAGAUGAUUUAUGCAUCUCUUAAAAUUGUUCAUAGCAGAAUGAAUAAAAUGAUAAUACACAAGAACAAUAGAAUUAAUAAUCAAAUGAGGAUUAGUAAAACGAAAAUGAUUUAGAAGUAAAUUAAAUUCCAUAAGAUGAUGGAAAAAUAGAAGAAGUGAUAUUAAAUGAUGAAAAGAAGGAAUAAGAAAUCUAAGUAGAUUAAAUUAAAGUGGAAUAAGAAUAAGUAUAAGAAUAAGAAUAAGUAUAAGAAUAAGAAUAAGAAUAAGAAUAAGAAUAAGAAUAAGAAUAAGAAUAAGAAUAAGAAUAAGAAUAAGAAUAAGAAUAAGAAUAAGAAUAAGAAUAAGAAUAAGAAUAAGAAUAAGAAUAAGAAUAAGAAUAAGAAUAAGAAUAAGAAUAAGAAUAAGAAUAAGAAUAAGAAUAAGAAUAAGAAUAAGAAUAAGAAUAAGAAUAAGAAUAAGAAUAAGAAUAAGAAUAAGAAUAAGAAUAAGAAUAAGAAUAAGAAUAAGAAUAAGAAUAAGAAUAAGAAUAAGAAUAAGAAUAAGAAUAAGAAUAAGAAUAAGAAUAAGAAUAAGAAUAAGAAUAAGAAUAAGAAUAAGAAUAAGAAUAAGAAUAAGAAUAAGAAUAAGAAUAAGAAUAAGAAUAAGAAUAAGAAUAAGAAUAAGAAUAAGAAUAAGAAUAAGAAUAAGAAUAAGAAUAAGAAUAAGAAUAAGAAUAAGAAUAAGAAUAAGAAUAAGAAUAAGAAUAAGAAUAAGAAUAAGAAUAAGAAUAAGAAUAAGAAUAAGAAUAAGAAUAAGAAUAAGAAUAAGAAUAAGAAUAAGAAUAAGAAUAAGAAUAAGAAUAAGAAUAAGAAUAAGAAUAAGAAUAAGAAUAAGAAUAAGAAUAAGAAUAAGAAUAAGAAUAAGAAUAAGAAUAAGAAUAAGAAUAAGAAUAAGAAUAAGAAUAAGAAUAAGAAUAAGAAUAAGAAUAAGAAUAAGAAUAAGAAUAAGAAUAAGAAUAAGUAUAUGAAUAAGUAAAAGAAUAAGUAUAUAAAUAAGAAUAAGAAAUUUAAGUAGAUUAAGUUAGAGUGGAAGAAUAAGAAUAAGAAAUUAAUAAUGUUUAAGAUAAUGAAUAAACAUAAGAGUAACAUUAACAUCAUGAACAUAUACAUGCAGAAAAUGUUGAACAUGUACAUACUCAUGAACAUCAUGAUCAUACUCAACACAAUACACAUGAUCAUAUUAAUUAACAUGCCAAUGAUCAUACACAUGAACAUGAACAUGAACAUAACCAUGAUCAUACACACCAUCAUACACAUGAACAUACUCAUGAUCAUACACAUCAUUAUCAUUAUUAAUAUGAAGAAUAAACUCAUACAAGUUAAAAUUUAUAAAACGGAUGGUAAGUUCAAUUAAGUUUUGUUCCUAAUUUUUGUGAGAUUAAGUAAAAAAUUAUAAACUUUUAAAAUCAAUUACCAACAUUAUUAGGAAAAUAUCUUCCUAAUUCAAAAUAAGAUUAAGUAAAUUAUAGUGUUUUAAUUGUGUCAUUCCCUUCAUUACCUAUAUUUUUAUUGCUUUUGAUUGUAAUAAUUCAAUAUUAUAUUAUAGACUGUUGGAAUUAGAAAUAGAGGAACAACAAUUUAAUAUAUGAUAGCAUUUUCAUUUGGAACUAUGUUAGGAGAUGUAUUUUUCCAUAUGUUACCAUAAAUCUUAGGAACUCAUUCCCAUUCUCAUGAUCAUCAUAAUCAUGAUCAUCAUGAACAUGAGCAUGAUAAUCCUUAAAUUUGCUUAAUUUUAGGUGGUGUCUUAUUAUUUGCAUUUGUUGAUUUAUUUAUUAUUAAAUUGAAAAAUUUGAGAGGAAAAAGAGAUGAAUCUCAUGAUCAUGAACACAAUAACUCAAUUAUUGUAUUUUUAUUUGGAGACUUUCUUCACAACUUUACAGAUGGUAUUGCAUUAGCAGCAACUUAUUCUAUCAGUUUAGCAUCUGGAAUUACAACUACAAUUGCUAUAUUUAUGCAUGAAAUUCCUCAUGAAGUUGGUGAUUUUGCAUAUUUAUUAAAAUAAGGUAAAUGUGUUUUCGUUAUUCUAUCAACUUAAAUCUUCACUUCUAUAGGAUGUUUAGCAGGAGGAUAUGUUGGUAAUUUGUAUUUUUUAAUUUAGGAUUACACUUUGCUUAGACCUUUUAAUAAGAACUAUUAUGUCUAACUUGUGGAAGUUUCCUCUAUGUAGCAUUAGUUAAUAUCUUACCAGAAUUGAAAUAAUCAUUUUCAUAUAGACCUAAAUUAGAAAGAUUGAUCAUUAAUCUAAUUUCUAUUGCAGCUGGUUUAUAUUUAAUGAAGUUUGUAGGAUAAUUAGAAUGA